This is a messenger RNA of Saimiri boliviensis boliviensis (Bolivian squirrel monkey), 2648 nucleotides long. RefSeq names its product steroid sulfatase (gene STS). NCBI's taxonomy places the organism in Eukaryota, Metazoa, Chordata, Mammalia, Primates, Cebidae. Gene Ontology annotation, molecular function: arylsulfatase activity. The record is from RefSeq and is a predicted model, not a curated record.
CCGCGCAGAGCCGAGGCCCUCGUCUGGGGGCAAAUUCACUGCUUGAGUUUGGAACAGGGCUGUGGAUGAUGCAAUAGGAAGACUAUCAACUGGAUUCUGGGGCUCCAGGUCUCUUCCUUCUGCGUGGCUAAGAGGAGAACUCUUCUGCUGUCAAACGACUAUUCACAGACGGUGAGCAUUUGGCUGGGAUGCUUGUCCAACGUGGCAGUGUGAAAAGCUGUUUGAGAUCCUUGAAGGAGACGUACAAAGUGUCUGAGUCUCCCAGUAAGGAACCCUCUCUGAAAGCCUUGUGAGAACUGGAAGAGCCCGAUGCCCUUGGUUUGACUCUGCUAAGAGCCCCUGAGUUGCUUAACCUGCAUAUGGUCAUCUCAGUAAUUUAAGAUCUUCCUGAGGACAUUGCUGCAAGAUCGUCUUCAACUGUUCAUAACGAAGAUGAAGAUCCCUUUCCUCCUACUGUUCUUUCUGUGGGAAGCUGAGAGCCACGCAGCAUCAAGGCCGAACAUCAUCCUGGUGAUGGCUGACGACCUUGGCAUUGGAGAUCCUGGGUGCUAUGGAAACAAGACUCUCAGGACUCCCAAUAUUGACCGGUUGGCCAGUGAGGGAGUGAAACUCACUCAGCACCUAGCAGCAUCACCCCUGUGCACACCAAGCAGAGCAGCCUUCAUGACUGGCCGGUACCCUGUCCGAUCAGGAAUGGCGUCUCAUUCCCUCCCUGGAGUUUUCCUCUUCACGGCCUCUUCGGGAGGACUUCCCACCAAUGAGAUUACCUUUGCCAAGCUUCUGAAGGAUCAAGGUUAUUCAACAGCACUAAUAGGGAAAUGGCACCUUGGGAUGAGCUGUCACAGCAAGACUGACUUCUGUCACCACCCUUUACAUCAUGGCUUCAACUAUUUUUAUGGGAUCUCCUUGACCAAUCUGAGAGACUGCAAGCCCGGAGAGGGCAGCGUCUUCAUCAGGGGCUUCAGGAAGCUGGUCUUUAUCCCUCUGCAGAUCAUCGGGGUCGCCCUCCUUACCCUCGCUGCACUCAGUUGUCUGGGGCUGCUCCGCGUGCCUCUAGGCAUUUUUUUCAGCCUUCUCUUCCUGGCAGCUCUGAUCCUGACCCUUUUCUUGGGCUUCCUUCAUUACUUCCGGCCCCUGAACUGCUUCUUGAUGAGGAACUACGAGAUCACCCAGCAGCCCAUGUCCUAUGACAAUCUCACGCAGAGGCUAACGGCAGAGGCGGCCCAGUUUAUACAGCGGAACACUGAGACUCCGUUCCUGCUUGUCUUGUCCUACCUCCACGUGCACACGGCCCUGUUCUCCAGCAAGGAGUUUGCCAGCAAAAGUAAACACGGAGUCUACGGGGAUGCUGUUGAGGAAAUGGACUGGAGUGUGGGGCAGAUCUUGAACCUUCUAGAUGAGCUGAAAUUGGCUAAUAAUACCCUCAUCUACUUUACAUCGGACCAGGGAGCACAUGUAGAAGAAGUGUCUUCCAAAGGAGAAAUUCAUGGCGGAAGUAACGGGAUCUAUAAAGGAGGAAAAGCAACUAACUGGGAAGGAGGUAUCCGGAUUCCAGGCAUCCUUCGUUGGCCCAGGGUGAUACAUGCUGGCCAGAAGAUUGAUGAGCCCACUAGCAACAUGGACAUAUUUCCUACAGUAGCCAAGCUGGCUGGAGCACCCUUGCCUGAGGACAGGAUCAUCGAUGGACAUGAUCUGAUGCCUCUGCUUGAAGGGAAAAGCCAACGCUCAGAUCACGAGUUUCUCUUCCAUUACUGCAACGCCUACUUAAAUGCUGUGCGCUGGCACCCUCAGAACAGUACAUCCAUCUGGAAGGCCUUUCUCUUCACCCCCAACUUUGACCCCGUGGGUUCCAACGGAUGCUUUUCCACACACGUGUGCUUCUGUUCCGGGAAUUAUGUCACCCAUCAUGACCCACCUUUACUCUUUGAUAUUUCCAAAGAUCCAAGAGAGAGAAACCCAGUAACUCCAGCCACUGAGCCCCGGUUCCAUGAAAUCCUCAAAGUCAUGCAAGAAGCUGCGGACAGACACACCAAGACCCUGCCAGAGGUGCCCAACCAGUUUUCAUGGGACAACUUUUUUUGGAAGCCCUGGCUUCAGCUGUGCUGUCCCUCCUCUGGCCUAUCUUGCCAAUGCGACAGAGAAAAACAGGAUAAAAGACUGAGCCACUAGCUGUGCCUGGGCACCAGGCAGAUGCAUGUGGCAAAGCUCACCAUCUUCAUUAUAAACACGCACCUGGGAGUGGCACUAGGGAAAGCUAACUCCGCCCACACCUUGGAUUUGGACUCAUUCUCUAUUUUAUUAACUGAAGGCUUGGGCCAGAGCUCAACAGCUACUCACCUGGAGGGACAAGGGGGAUAAGAUCUGUAGUAUACAGAGAGGAAGAUGAUAAGUUUAUGACUUCUGUGGCCAGAGUCUUGGACUCAUGGAAAGAGAAUGACUAGAGGGGCAUUGACAAGGCAUACCAGCACAGGCAGAUGGCAAAAAGGUGCAGAAGGCAAUCUUAAAACAGAAAGGUGCAGGAGGUACCUUUACUCACCCCUCAGCAAAUAUGUAUGUCAACAGUAUAUGUUAUCAUUUACUCUAUAAUCUGUAGUGAUGCAAUAACCACCAUGAUUCCUCAGCAUAAUAAAAAAGGCAAUCAAGUAAAA